UGUAGUCCCAGCUACUGGGGAGGCUGAGGCAGGAUAAUUGCUUGAAUGCGGGAGGCCUCUGCAACUCUGCAGGUGAGUCGAGAUUGCACCACUGCACUCCGGCACGAGCGACAGAGCAAGACUCUGUCUCAAAAAAAAAAAAAAAAAAAAAAAGAAAAGAAAAUUGCAGAAGCAUUGUCUUCCUUGUGGAUUUAAGAGAACGUUAGGAUUAUUUGGGGGCAUAACCAUAUGAACUAUAAUUCCAUCUCUAGAUGAAAAACAAAAUUUUUUCUUUUUCCAUAAUGUGAGCUCUACCACAUCCAGAAUAACCCACUUGCACCAUUUUAAUUAACAUUGAAAAUUGAAGCCAAAUCAUACAUUAGAGACAGGCUCUAGUCGUUAAAGACUCAGCUCUAAAGGUCAGGACAAGAGAGGAAAAAUAUUAGGCUUUGGGUGAAUCAUAAUAUUUGUUUAAGGAAAUCAAGGUAAGUGGCUCCGUGAUAUGAAGUUUGUCUAAAUUGAUACUGUGGUAUCACAAAAGAAGUAGGAAACGAGGAGCAUAGAUGUUUCGUGUGUUACCAUGUUUUCGUGAUAUUUACUGACCCUCGUGUGGGACUGGUCCUCACAUACAGUUUGUCAGCUAUUGUCAUCAGUUCCAGCCUAGCACUGAUAGCCUUUAUGAUACAACCUGACUUACAUAUUGUAAAUGGAGCUUUGUAAAAUACCAUUAAUUAUUUCCCUAUGUAAAUUUGUUCACAGGGGUUUGAUAACAAUGAGCAAGGAUGACCAGUAAAAAGUUAACCUAUAUUUCACCCUGACCAGGAAUUUGGGAUUUGGACUUCAUAGCAUGGUAUCUGGCACAUUUCAGGCACACAGUGAAUGUUUGUUUCAUGAACUAAUAUUGCUAUUUUUGUGGUCCUUACUGCCUGCCCAUGACCCUGCUUCCACGGUCCCUCCAGAGAAGAGUUGAGUGGGCAGACAGGGUGCCCUCAUAGUGUCUCUCAGUGCAGAGAAGUGCAGCCUGGGCAGGGGAGCAGGGUCAGGUUAUGUAAAGAAGAUUACAGAUAGAUUUGGGCCAGGUUUUCUUUCAUGCUGAAAAGACAGGGAAGGGAACAGAUUUAAAGAGAUUUAAGUACCAGCAUUCAAGGUAGAUUAGAAAUACUUUUUCUUAAAUGUAUCCUGUUUGGUUUAAAUGAAAGUAUUGGCUUUUUAAGCUUAUUUUUUCCCAUUAUGAAUAGUAUUUUAUUUAUAAAAAUGCUUUUGUGGACUAAUCUGGGAUCUAGCCUCCAUUUAUAAUGUGAAAAAUAUGCAUUCUGAAUUCCAAGUAAUGACUGAGAGUGAAUUUUCGGAGCCCAAUUUGUUCUUUACUGAUGGCACAUGAUUUGAUUCUUAUUCUUUUAUCUUUCUGUCUUGCUUUCUUGUUUGUGGGCCACAGAGCAGCUUCUAUUAAGCCCUUCCUUUUCAUUACUUUGUUACUCAUCAGGUAUUUUUCUGGCCUCACAAGUUGAUGCCUCACCUACAGAUUUUCUAGAGAAUUUCUUCAGGCUCAGUAACCUGUCUGUAUUUAAUAGAACAGUGAGUUCUUUUUCUCACCACACUUCUAUUAUAACUGAAUUUUCUAUUUACUGUAGAUCCUUGCCAGCACAUUACAGAAUAUUUUUGUUGAACCUUCUUGAGAAUUCAGAGAAACUGCUGAGUGACCACUGAACGAAAGAUCUAAUCUUAAGGCUUACGCGUGUUCCAUCCACCGCAUCAGAACAAUGUCGUAUGUUUUUGUAAAUGAUUCUUCUCAGACUAACGUGCCCUUGCUACAAGCCUGUAUUGAUGGGGACUUUAAUUAUUCCAAGCGACUUUUGGAAAGUGGCUUUGACCCAAAUAUUCGUGACAGCAGGGGCAGAACAGGCCUUCACCUUGCAGCAGCUCGAGGGAAUGUAGACAUCUGCCAGUUACUGCAUAAAUUCGGUGCCGAUCUUCUGGCCACAGAUUAUCAAGGAAACACAGCUCUUCACCUCUGUGGCCAUGUGGAUACUAUCCAAUUUUUGGUUUCCAAUGGACUCAAAAUUGAUAUUUGCAAUCAUCAAGGUGCUACCCCUUUAGUUCUGGCAAAGCGCAGAGGAGUAAAUAAAGAUGUCAUCCGAUUGCUGGAAUCUUUGGAAGAACAGGAAGUGAAAGGAUUUAACAGAGGAACCCACUCGAAACUGGAGACCAUGCAGACAGCUGAGAGUGAAAGUGCCAUGGAAAGCCAUUCACUCCUCAAUCCCAACCUGCAGCAAGGUGAAGGAGUCCUUUCCAGCUUCCGAACCACAUGGCAGGAGUUUGUGGAGGAUCUGGGCUUCUGGAGAGUAUUGCUGUUGAUCUUCGUCAUUGCUUUGCUGUCUCUUGGCAUUGCGUAUUAUGUGAGUGGGGUGCUACCCUUCGUGGAAAACCAGCCUGAACUGGUGCAUUAAAGGAGCUCAUGGAACAUGAGGCAAUUAAUUGCCUGUUUCCUGGCUUCCAAUGUUUGUUCUCAGUUUCUCAGAAUUUUUCUUAGUGCAAAGCAAUGAGGGCGGUACAUGUUUCUUUUUGCAUUUUUAAUUAUUGUAAUCCUUUUAGAUAACGAUGUGUUCAUUUGAACUAACUACAUACUAUGGUCAAGUAUAUUGCAUCCUAACGCUACCUCUGACUCAACCUGACCUUGUAGGAAAACCUACACAUAGCCUUGUUUGAUAAAAACACAGAAGUGACUAGAGAAUGGAAGAUAAAGGAAGAAGCUAGGAAGUCCUUGCUAUCAAAACCUUAUCCUAAUAUAGGACCAAUUGAAGUAUUCAAAAAGAAAAACAGUAUCUUAAUAUGAUUAGUUUUUGUUGGUGGUUUUGUUUUCAUUUAUUUUUGCAAGAGCCAUUUUUUAUUUACUUUCUUUAGGGAUAAGAGAUAACUUAAAACUUGAAGUACUUUUUUCAAAUCUUGUGUGCAAAUUAGUAUUGUUAGCAUCUAUUCAGCUUAUUUUAGUGUUUUUAAGUCUAGUCACAAACCAAACAAAACUUUUGAAAAUGAGCUAUAUUUUGUUCAAAGAUGAUUGAUUUGAUCUUAUAUUUAUUUGUUUUUAGGAUAAUUUUUGAUCUUUUUGUAAACUGCUUUGCUUCUUAAUAUCUGUGAAAAAUAAAUGAGUUCAUUUUGUUCACUUUCCAAUUUUCCCUAGUAUCCUAGUCCUCAAAGAUAACCGUUCAUCAGAAUUACAGUCAGAAAAUCCUUUCUCUACUGAAUAGUUAGCAGGGAAAAAUAAUUCUGAUAUUUAACUGUCAUAAUUCUGUAGUGCUAUUAUAGUGAAAAAUCAGUUCUAUAAGCUAGCUGUGUUGUCACAGUUUUAUCAUAGUUCAUAAUUAUUUCAUGUGCAAUCCUAUUUAGAGGCCCUGUUAGACUUUUAACAAUUCCAUCCAUAUCUGUAAUUCUCUGAUGGCAAGAAUGGAUGGAGCAUUUCUGAGUUAACAGUGCUGAACAGUAUUGUACUGGGUGUCAUAAAUUCUUUAUGAAUGGUAAUAUUAUGUAAAUUGAAAUCUGGCCCUCAAACUAUAUUGCAGCUUUCAGCAGUAUGUUCGAAGGUCUCUUUUGUUAAUGAUUCUGUAAUGUAUGAAUUAUGUUCUUGAGUUAUUAAAAAAGAAUAUGAAGGCCUGAUAUACUCAUUGGGUAAAGUCAGGAAAUUGUAGUGAAACAAGUAAUGGUUUUGUUUUUUGGAAUAAAGGCACCUAAGCUAUUGCUAAUUGAAUUGCUGCUAGAAUUAGAAAUUAUGCUUUAGAAUAGAAUUGGUAUUUCUGUGAUUCUUUUUGCUUCUUGGUAUUUUCUCUUGUAUCUAUAUAUCUAGUAUUGAGGCUCGCUCUUUCAUGUGGCUUUAUCCUCUCUUUAAUAGCUGUUGUAAAAUUCCUGAGUAACUGGCUGCUUCAGGAUCAGCUUACAGAGUCUUGCUUUUAGGUUAGAUACAAACAAAGUAAAUCAUAGUCAGUGUAAAUACAGCAAAAGACAGCUGGCUUUAGAAUGGAGAACACUACAAUUCAAAUUUGAAGUAUAUUCAGAAGAAAACUUUGGAAUUAGCUUUACAUUUGUUUGUAAAUCUAAACAAAUAUGCAAAAUUGGUCAAAAUAUAAGUAUAUAGCAUUUUUAAAGAUUAAUGGUUCCUUUUAUGUGCUGAUUUCUUUGUAUUCUGUUUUCUCUGCAUUCAUUCAGGAAUACCACCAAUAAAUGUAUUUAUACAUCCCUUAA
Nomascus leucogenys (northern white-cheeked gibbon) is the source of this 4212-nucleotide messenger RNA. It is a transcript of the gene ANKRD46, whose product is annotated as ankyrin repeat domain 46. Gene Ontology annotation, molecular function: protein binding. NCBI's taxonomy places the organism in Eukaryota, Metazoa, Chordata, Mammalia, Primates, Hylobatidae. The transcript has 4 exons. The record is from RefSeq and is a predicted model, not a curated record. The coding region runs from base 1740 to 2426 and encodes 228 amino acids.